Molecule: messenger RNA, 1847 nt
Organism: Rhododendron vialii
Lineage: Eukaryota; Viridiplantae; Streptophyta; Magnoliopsida; Ericales; Ericaceae
Exons: 3
Coding region: 296-1459 (387 amino acids)
Source: RefSeq, a predicted model, not a curated record
ACCAGACCAAAUUAUUGGAAUACUAUUUUAAGAUUAUUUGACUAGGAGUGCUUCCACCUCCUGCGGCCUUGAUUGUCUCAGUCUGUCUGUCUGUCUGUCUGUCUGUCUUGCUAUUGCUGCUGGACUUCUCCUCCUGCUGCUGUUCCAUAAAGACGAAAACAAACACUAAUCCGUUUGUGUUGUAUCGAUUCUGAUGCACUACCCAAACCCAACUGCAGUGAAGCUCCGGAGGUGAGAUAGGCAGACAGAUUCCGGUACGCACAAGCUCAAGUUCUAGUGUUCAACCUUUGUCCGAAUGGGAUGCAUUACUUCAAAAGUCAUAACUAAGUCAAUGAGUUUUCAUAAAGAGAUGAGCCAGAGCUUGCCCAGGACGACGGAUGGCAUUCCUGGGGUAGAAGAUCGAUAUAACUCCAGCCACAUUCCAGAUCUCUACCCUUCAAGUACAGAGACCAUCAAUGCAUGGGAGUUGGUUGCGGGCCUUGAACAACACCGGGUAAAUCAAGAAGGAAACCACAAAGAUCUGUCACUACCAUCAUCAUCCUUGGUAGAGAAAAAACGUGGUAUCUACAAAGCUAAACGGUCUAAAAGCUCUCAGUGGUUACCAGAGAAUGAAAUUCCACCCCGAGUUCCUAGAGAUUUCGACAGGCUUGAUGGACUGGAAUUCAAAUGGGGGACUAAGGGUGUUGUACGUGCUAGAAGCUUUCAUACGGUUAAGGAAUAUGAUGCAAUGGUGGAAGCCAUUCACCUGGCCGGGGAACCAAAAAAUGGGUUCGGUAAUGAGCAUGAUUCAGGAGCCGAAAUGCAACUACCACAUUCUAAAUGGUCCUCCAAGAAACCUCACCGCCUUGAUUACUAUCCCUCGACUACCCAUGAUGCUACGAUAUCAUUGUCAAGGGAUGAAGAAUCAGUUAGAGAGAAUUCCACAACCGAUGAGAGGGGCACCCCAAUAACUGUAGGACCAGGAACUAGAGAAAUGCUUCCGAGUCUAACUGAUUCCAUCUCAGCCGAGAAAUCACAAACGUUUGAGGACGCUGCUCAUGAAGGUAGUAGUAGUAUCUCUGGUAAAGGCUUGAAAAGAAAGGCUAUUGGCAAGGGGCUUAAUUCAAUCCUAGUUCCAUCCACCACUGAAUUCCCUAGUGUUGCAAAUCUGAGGGAGUGGCUUUAUCAAGGGGGCCAAGUUUACUCCCCUGGAGCCUAUGUCACUCCUAAAUUUGGCAGCUAUAACAUAUCGAAACCCAGGCCGAGAAAAGAACGCAGUGAGGAGUCCAUCUUUGACCCGAACCUGGUGGCUGCCUUUGAAGAGUGUAUGCAACAACUGGAAGCAGAAGAAGACACUGUUCUCAGAGGAAUUGAACAGGUUCUGGAGAAAGAUCACGCCAAUGAUACUGAAGCCGAAGAGGAGAGUUCAUCCAACAACGAUAAGGGUGAUAACAUGAAGAUGAACAGGAAUAGGAGCUAGCCGACCUCUCUACUCAUUUUUUUCCGAGUAGGUAUUGUUGGUUCCGGUAAUUAUCAACGAAACAGGAGUAGUUGUUUCGAAAAGUGGUACCAACCAUGUUUUCACAUUGCGAGUUAGCCAAUGUAGAAGUAGAUCUUCUGACCCGAAGUCCUGUUUCACCAAAGCCUAAGAAAGGAAAAGGCACGCCUAUAAGUUUUUGCAUAGAGCUACAAUGUCUAUCCCUCCCAAGCAAAUACUCCAACUCUUUGCUUAGAGCUACAAUGUCUAUCCCUCCCAAGUCCUAACUCUUCUUCAACUGAUAGAUUGCUCUCCACAAGAAAGUAAUGGAAUUUUUUUGUGCUUUCUCACUACCUUGCUCAAAUGAAAAAAGGAAAAGUGGUUUGUGUUA